Messenger RNA from Drosophila novamexicana, 6208 nucleotides. RefSeq lists its product as uncharacterized. The record is from RefSeq and is a predicted model, not a curated record. The coding region runs from base 1120 to 6138 and encodes 1672 amino acids. The transcript has 18 exons. NCBI's taxonomy places the organism in Eukaryota, Metazoa, Arthropoda, Insecta, Diptera, Drosophilidae.
UGCAUUUAAAUGCUGAUUGAAAUGUUAAACACAGAUUAAAUAUUGAUGCAACCGGGCGUUAUUGCUGCUUGUUGCAUUCCAAUUUGUAAUCUUUGAGGGCCGUGUUCACGCGACGCGACGCGACGGGAAGCAACGCGAGGCGUGGCAGCUACCCUAGGCCUUGGCCCGGCCCGGCUCAGCGUUUAAAUGAGCAGCCAGAGUGUGCGUGUGUAUGACUUUAUUAAAAAAUUGUUAAUUCGCAUAAAGUAUAACGUGCGCGUGUUCAGCUCGAAAGUAUUUUACACGUUGUUUGUGAACAUUUUUUGUUGUCGAUAUUCACAUAAAUAUCACAUGCGUCGCUCAAGCUCAGCCGCGCGACUCACAACACGCGCCCGUUAAUUGUGUGUUCCAUCUUUGCAUUAAAAAUAUUCGCAAUGCACGGUAUUUGUUAAAUCCUAGCUUAACGCACAUGUUCCAUUUUUUUAACGGCAAAAUUAAUAACAAGUAUACGACACGUUGGCCCAGCCCAGCCCCCGGUAAUUGUCAUUGUUUAACGUGCGGCUUGGCUUGCAUUUAAAUCACUUCUUAAUGAAGUGCACAACAUCAGCUGCUGGCCGGAUUACUUGCGAGCUGUGAAUGCAACUGAACAAUGCAACACCUCAAUACGCUGCUGCGGCAACGACUCCAAAAGCACAAAACUUGUGCUCAGGGCACAAAUAAAAAACUGUACAUGAAACAACUUAAUUAGUUGUUGUCGAGCAAAAAGCCGUGUACAUUGCAGCCAGCCAGUUAAGGGAGCACCGCCUGCGGCUGUGGAGGGCGCCACAUUGCAGCGAAUUUUAAGAAAUAUUUUUGCUCAUUUCGCUUCAUUAGUGUUAGCGAGCAUGUUUAAGGCCAAAUAGGGCUGCUGCUGCAGUUGCAGCCAGGGCCCGGCCAAAUACUGAGCCCAAGCCACGCGCUCCCCCCUCCGCCAAGCGCAACUUUUGUUCUCACGCGCGCUCGUUAGUGUUGCGGUGUGUGUGUUAAAAUUAAAAAAAAAAAAAAUACUAAUAAAAAAAAAAAAGAAACAACGUGUAACGAAUCGCAAAAAAGAUAUACACGACAAGUGCGUAUUCGCAUAAAUUGUAUUAUUCGGGAGAAAUGCAUUGGCUGCGUUCCAAGUCAACGUCUAGAACUAGAACAAAUUCGCGCUUCCGCACAACCGAUACGGCAACUACUUCCUUGACAAUGCACAUAACAACUUCCUACGGCAGCGUCUGGCAACGCCAACAUUUGGCGCUAUUCACAUUGCUGCUGCUGCUGCUGGCAGCACACAUCAAUAUUGCUUCCGGUCAAAUCGAUUGGGACGACGACGACGAUCCAGUUAGCACUGUGGCUGUGGAGGCCGUGCUGGGACGCACCGCAUCCUUGCCGUGUGACAUUGAGCCGGAGGCAAAGGACGAUCGUGUCUAUAUGGUGCUCUGGUUCCGUGAGACCGCUGGCAAACCACUUUACAGCUUUGAUGUGCGCGGGCGGCCCUUUGAGAAGGCGCUCUACUGGUCAGAUACCAACUCAUUUGGGCCACGUGCGUAUUUUGUUACCGGACAGCAGCCAGCGAAAUUAUCUGUGGAAAAUAUACAGCUGGACGAUGAGGGCGUUUAUCGCUGUCGCGUGGACUUUCAGAACUCGCCAACGCGCAAUCAUAGAAUUAAUUUAACGGUCAUUGUUCCUCCGCAUCAGAUACUCGUGUAUGAUGCCUCAGGCCGAGAUGUGGCUGGCGCUGUGGGUCCAUUGCUCGAGGGCGAUAAUAUUGUGUUGACAUGUGAAGUGCGUGGCGGUCGACCGGAGCCGACUGUCACAUGGCUGAACGGCUCCAGGACUCUGGAGGCUGGCAGCGGCAUAUCGAUGGGCCGUCAUGUAACUGUUAAUCGACUGGAGGUACCACAAAUAACGCGUGCGGCACUCAACAACACCUAUCGCUGUCAGGCGUCCAACACAAAGCUGGUGGCACCCGUCGAGCGCAGCAUACGCAUUGAAAUGUUAUUGAAGCCGACAUCGGUCAAUUUGACCAACAAGUUGAAGGUAUUCUCAUCGAGCACACAAUAUAAUCUUACGUGCAUUGUGGCCGGUUCGGUGCCGGAUACGGAAAUCAGAUGGACACAGAAUAAUCGACCCUUCAAACGUGGCACGCUGUCAACGAGCCAGGGCAAUGGACGCGUGCUAUCCACUUUGUCAUUUUAUCCACAGCCUGAAGACGAUGGCACCAUGCUCAAAUGUGAGGGUUCAAAUCCCCGAUUACAAAACUCAGCCAUCGAGGAUUCGCUCAUGCUGAAUGUCAUGUAUCCGCCACAGGUCAGCUUGUCCCUGGGCUCCACCCUGCGGCCUGAUGAUAUCAAGGAAGGCGAUGAUGUUUAUUUCGAGUGCCACAUCAAGGCGAAUCCCAAGGAGCAUCGCAUAACCUGGUCGCACGAUGGCCUGCCCGUUACACAGAACGUCUCCUGGGGCAUCAUCAUAUCCACACGUAGCCUGGUCCUGCAGCGUGUGGGUCGCGUUCAUUCCGGCUACUAUGCCUGCUCGGCGGCCAAUGAUCGCGGCGAGACGCAGAGUGCGCUGGUCAAUCUUCGAAUACGCUAUGCGCCAGUUUGCAGCAGCAGUGUGAUUGGGGUUAUUGGCGCCUCCUUGGAGGAGGCGGUGCCCAUACCAUGUCGGGUCAACUCCGAUCCACCGGAAAUCGAUUUCGAGUGGACAUUCUCAAGCAGCGGCGAGCAUUUCGAGGUGCCAUCGGGACACUAUGCGACCAUACAGGAUCCAACCAUGAGCACCAGCAGCGAUGUGCGACGCACCGUUUUCGAGUCCAAUGAUACCCACUUCGAGAGCUACGUGGAAACUGUUAGUGAGCUGAUCUAUACGCCGAAGGGCGAGCGGGACUAUGGCACGCUGGCGUGCUGGGGCCGGAAUGCGAUUGGCAAACAGUCGGAGCCGUGUCUAUUUCAGGUGGUGCCAGCGGCCAAGCCGGGCGCUCUGCGCAAUUGUACGCUGCGUCCGUAUGUGGUGACCUCCGCGUCGCUGAAUUCAUCGAAUCAGACGACAAUGCAUGGCAAUCAAAUCUUGCAAACACAAUACGGCAGACACGAUGCGAAUUAUCCGCACAUGGAAUACGUACGUGAGCGCAAUAAUGCCAGCAAUAAUGGACGGAACAAUGUGGCUGCAUCAGCUGCCAAUAAUAAAAAUAUGAAAGGCAAAGGCAAAAUAAAUGCUGGCCCUGUUAAAUCUAAUAAGCAGCAGCAGCAGCAGCAGCAGUCGGAGCAAAGAUAUCGCCUGAAUCAACAGCAAUUGCAGCGUCUAAAAAAGCGCACAUCAUUUACACCGUCGCAGACAUUGGCGGCCAUUGAGCGUGGCAAGAAGCAGCAGCAAUUGCUGCUGGCCAAGGCAGCUGCCACGCCCACAGUUGGCUUCAUCAAUAACAAAACUGAUGGAUUACUGGCCAAGCAGCCAAAGCAGUCGAACCAGCCACAGGACACCAAGCGGCGUCUGCGACGCUCUCCAAAACUGCUCAAGACAGCCGCAACAACAACAACAACAGCAGGAGCAGGAAAAAAGCUGCAAAGUGCAACAAAAUCAAAUUUAUCAUUGUCACAUAUAAAACAGGCUGAAAUAGUUGCUGGCUCGAAUGUCAAAAGCAACAACGGCAAACUGCCAGCAAAGUAUUUUAAUAAGCGACAGAAAAACAUGCACAAACAGCAGCAGCAGCAACAGCAGCCGCAGCAGGGGCAACAACAAGGACUAAGCAGCGAGGUAAACGAGCACAACAUAAUCCAUCAUUUUGCAACAGUGAGACGAGGCAAGCGCCAAGCAGCAAAUGACAUUACAGCAGCAGCAGCAGCAGCUACGCCAGCAGCAGCAGCAGCAACAGCAGCUGGCACAACAGCAACAACCAAGUCAGACUCAGCAGUUGCUGAUGUCGAGAACGAUGCCAGCAGCAGCAGCAUCGGCGACAUUGACACAAUGCUGGCAACAAUGCGAGCACGCAAAUCUUUGGAGGUGAUUGGCAAUGAGAAAGUCAAGAACAGACUGUUGCCACCGAAUGCGCCACAAAUUAGCAACAAGCCGGCGGCAGCAGCGCAACAAAUGGCAGCAGCAAUUAGCAGCAACAAUAAGCAAGCAACAGCAGCAGCAGCAGCAGCAGUUGCAGUUGAAAUCAAGACAAACCUGGGCAAAGAUAGCGCGCCUUUGUCCACAGAUCCGGCAAGAGCUGAGCAGGCGGAUAACAACGACAAUGCAGACAAUGAUGAGGACAAUGAUGAAGCUGAUGCUGAUGAGGAUGACGUUGCGAUUGCUGACGAAGAUGCUGAGGAGCUGCCAACAGACGACGACGACGACAACUACGUGGCAGAUGAGCCCAGCGACUUGGCGGACUAUGAUACAGGCGACCAACAACAACAAGAACAACGACAGCGACAGCAUGUUGAUAUUUCAAGCCUGGAGCAGCAGCUGGACCUGGAAUCAUUAGAAGAUGAUGAUGCGGAUGCCGAUGCCGAUGUUGAUGUCGAUGAUGAUAUCUACAAUGUUAGCGACGAUGAUUUUGUGGCCAGCGUGGCGCUGUCUACCGCAGAAGCAACAACAACAGCAACAACAACAACAACUACAGUGAAGCCGCAACCAAAACAACAACAACAACAACAUCUGCCCCCCACAGCUCCGCCAGCCGAGUGGCAGCAACCCCAUUUCGAUUACUCACGCAUGGAGUACAGCUUCAGCAAUGGCGUGGUCACUCAAAGUCUCAUUGGUGGCGGCGCCAAUGGCUACGAUGGCAAUACAGCGGUUGGCGGGGGCGGGGGAACCAUCAAUUUCGACAACUAUGACAACAUAAUAUACUCCACCAUGGAGCUGGAGUGCAUGCCCGGCUAUGAUGGCGGUCUGCAGCAACAGUUCUAUCUGGAGGCCUACGAUUCAAAAACCAAAAAGUUACGACUAAACAUGAGUAGCACCUAUAUGGAUGUGCCAGUUUUUCGCAUCGAUCUGUCUGAUCUGACUCCGAUGGACUACUAUCCGGACGCGCAUCCAGCGCUGCAUUUGGUCGUCUACAGCGUCAACCAGAAGGGACGCUCCGAACCGAUUGUGCUGGAGAAUGUGCCCAUCAAUGAGGCGGACAAGCGUUCAGAUGGACGCAUGGGUCUAUCCAUAUUGCCGCUGGCCGCGCUGCUCACCGGAACGCUCUUCACCGUGGGCAUCGCCGUGUUGUUUGUGGUUGUCAUUGCGGUGCGUCGUCGCCGCUGCCAGGGCGCCCGGAAUUUGUGCGAUGACAAGGACAAGCACUUGGGCAUGGAUGUGACGGUGACAGCGCCCCUGGAAACGGGCGCCGGCCAUCAGCGACUGGUCGUCGCCUAUACGCUCAAGCAGGGCAUUGAGAAGCAGCCGGACAUACUGAGUGCACAGAAGAGCGCAACUGGCAGCGACACAUCCUCACCGCUGGGAAAUCGACAGAGUGGUUCAUUUAUGGGCGGCAGCAAUGGGCCAGCGACCAGCGGUGCAUCGGCGAGUCAUAAAACAGCCGAUUAUGAGGUGAAUGCGCCGCACCUGAACAGCCCGCCGUCGCAGUCGAGUACUCUGAAACUGGAAAGUGAGAAUGCGGCGAAAAGUUACCAGACGCCAGCGGCGGCAGCCUCGCUGCUGUACGAUGCCAUGCCCACGCUCAGUCGCUACGAGCAGCUGGGCCUGAACAUGGGCAGCUAUGCCGGCGGUGGUGGUGGUGCUGGUGGUGGUGGUGGUGGUGGUGGCGGUGCUGGGAUUGGCAGCAACAGUACGCUGAGCUCGGCCGGAAGCGUGGCGAACUCGACGAGCAAUGCGCUUGGCAAUGGCGGGCACUAUGCACAGCAUAUGCAUCAUACGCUGCCCCAUGGCCUGGCCUCGGGCAGCCUGCCACGCGGACGUGAUCCGCUAACUUUGGCCGAUUAUCUGACCACCAGCAGCCUGAUUGACUAUAAUCUGAGCAAGUCGGCGGCGGCCACAGCAGCACCGCUGCCCACGCACAUGACGCUGCCGAAGGGCCUGGGCCAUGUCGGCGGCAUGGCCGGCACAAGUCUGUCGCCCUCGCAGCUGACAACCAUUACACAGAAAUCGAAUGCCGGACGCAAUCACAUCAUCACGGACACGCUGCCCGGCCCGGAGAGCUGCGUCUAAAGCUUGCGUGCGGACGAGCUAUCGAAUUCCUGGCAACAAACAAAAGACUGGCGCACAUCAGAAACAGAUU